CAAUAACGUCCGGCCGCCGCUCGGGCCCGCUUCCGGGAGGGGGCGGGGGCAGGGCGGCGCGCCGGCUCGCGGGGGGGCGGAGCAAGAUGGCGGCGGUACCGGCGCUCCCGGUGUCCCUGUCGGGCAGGUUUAAGGGAUCCUUUGCAUAUUUUACGAUUAAAGACCGACUCCCCCAGAUCCUCACAAGAGUUAUUGAUACUUUGCAUCGACACAAAAAUGAAUUUUUUGAAGAACAUGGUGAGAAGGGUGUUGAAGCAGAGAAGAGAGCUAUAUCUUUCCUCUCCAAACUGCGGAAUGAGCUGCAGACAGACAAGCCAGUGACCCCUUUGGAAGAUGAGUUGCCUGAUGCUGUGCUGUGGAACCAAUACCUGGAAUACCAACGAAAUUUACCAAAUGGAAAUGGAGAGCCAAGUUGGUUUCAGUCCCCUUGGCUGUACGUAGAGUGUUACAUGUAUCGAAGAAUCCAUGCAGCAUUAGCACAGAACCCACCUAUUGACAACUUUGAUGUAUUUAAGGAAGGAAAGGCUCAAAAUUUCUUUGAAUCCCAAGAAGCUGUUAUUGCCUUAUGCACUUACUUUCAGGAACUUCUUAAGAACAUCAAGGAUCUAGAUGAAAAGCAACUUCAGGAGGAGCUUUUUAAGCUAUUGCAGGUGUCAUUGUGGGGCAAUAAGUGUGACCUUUCUUUUUCAGCUGGUGAAGACAGCUCUCAGAAAUCUAGUCCUUUGCAAUCCCUGGAAAACAUGGUACCUUACAUCUUAGUGAAUGAUAUGGAAAAAGUUUGGUCAUUACUAAAUGCCAAAAAAAAUAGAACAGAAAGAAGUAAUGUUAGAGUUGACAUAAUCCUGGAUAAUGCUGGAUUUGAACUUGUAAGUGAUCUUGUGUUGGCUGAUUUCUUGUUGUCGUCAAAGCUAGCUGAUGAAGUCUAUUUUCAUGGAAAAAGUAUUCCAUGGUAUGUAUCUGAUACCACAAAGCAUGAUUUUAACUGGACUAUUAAACAACUGGGGUCAGCUAAUCAUAUGUGGAUGUCUAGAUGUGGGAUAAACUGGGAGGGCAAUUUGAAAAAGGGAGUUUGGGUUUUCCGUGACCACAUGUUUUGGACUUUACCACAUGAUUUUUCCAGUAUGAGUGAAGUUGCUCCUGAUUUGUAUGCUGAGCUACAGAAGUCAAACUUGCUUCUCUUCAAAGGUGAUCUAAACUAUAGAAAAUUGACAGGAGAUAGAAAAUGGGAAUACAGUGUCCCGUUUCAUCAAGCCUUGAAUAAAUUUCAUCCCGCGCCUCUCUGUAGUUUGAGAACACUGAAAUCUGACACUCAGGUUGGCCUGAAACCUGGACAAGGUGAGCAAAUUCAGGCUUCUGAACCUGAGUGGAUGAAAUCUCAUGACCACGUUCUUUUGGAUAUUCCCGUCACUAGAGAGCAAAUGAAUCACUAUCGAGCUGCAGCUGAAACUGCUCAAAGUGAAUUUGCAGCACUUUCAGUGAAGUAUGACUGUGCCCAAUCAGAGCUUCUUAAACUCAGGUCGAGCAUGAUCUCUAAAGAAGCUUCUUUUCAAGAGCUGAAGGCUGAAGCUGAAAGCUAUAAGGAAAACGAGGCUAGACUGACGUCCCGCCUCCUGUCUUUGCAAACACGAAUCCAGGAGAUGGAGGAAGAGCUGUGCGUGCUCGCUGCUUCUAAAACCCAGGCUGAGCUGGCAGCGCAGGUGGCAUGCAAGGAAAAUUUGGAGCUGAAGGAGGAGCUUCAUGAGAAAAGUGCAGAACUUAAUAAAUAUUUGAAUGAGUAUGAAGAAAACAUGACUCAAGCUUCUAAAAUCAGCAAAAACUAUGAAGAGCUCCUUACACAUCUUUCUGGAUUCUUGGACAUAGACAUCAGAGAAAAAGAGAAACCACAAGAACAUUUAACAUCAAAGGUCUCUGACAUAUCUAAAGAAAAUGUGACAUUAAAAGAUCAGGUUGGUGCUCUUCAAGAAGCUGUGAAUGGCCAUGAGAUGGAGUCUAAAGCUAACAGAGAAACUAUCAUGAGACUAGUUUCAGAAGUGGCCAAGGAGCAGAAAAAGGCAGCAGGAUACUACCAAGACAUGGAAAAACUUAGUAAGGAUCUUGACAGUGCUAUAAUAAAGAGGCAGAGUUUAGAGAUGGAGAUCAGAAACCUCCAAGAGAGCCUGGCUGUUAACCAGAGAGCUUUGGACACCUCAAAGCAGGAGCUGCACAAUCUGAAGAAAUCUUCCAGUGAGUUAGAUGCAAGCUUGAAGAGUAGCAGAGAAGAGGCCAGGACUGCUCAGAGAUCUUUAGAGGCUUUUAAAGAAGAAAUUGCUACCCUGCUCAGCUGUGGAUCUGCAAUAGUUAAACCUUCUGAGAAGGCCAUUUUGGAGAGGAUCCAAGAAAUAAAUUGCAAAGAGGAGAAUAAAGAAAUAAUGGUAUCUCAGCUUGAAACACAAUUAGCUAAAUUGACUAAAGCUUUGGAAAAUCAGACCAGAUUGUACCAUGAAGCCCUGGAGAGGAGCAGGAAAGCUGAAAAAUGUUCUGAGAAUUUCCACGAUCAACUGAAGCACUUGGAAGAGGAAUUAUUAACUGGAAACCUGAUGCAAGAUGGUUUGAAGCUUGAGAAACAAAAAUAUCUGAAAUUUCUGGAGCAACUUAAUGAGAAGAUGAAGCUGGACAGUCUAGCAGCAGAGGUUGGAUUUGAUAUGGCUAUGGAUGUGAUUCUGGCCCGGGUAGAGCAGUUGGUGAAACUGGAAGGGGAUGCGGUGGUUGAGAACAAGACUGUGGCAUACAGCCUCAGAAGGAAGUUGAAGGCUCAGAAAGAAAAACUUGAAAACAAAGAGCUGCACAUGAACCUUCUGCGGCAGAAAAUAACUCAGCUGGAAGAAGAGAGGCAAGUAAGGGCUGCCUUAGCUGUGGAAAGGGAUGAGGCCAAUCUUGCUGUCAAAAAGUUACAUAAGAUGAUAGAGAGGCUACAGAAGCAGCUUGAUCUGGCAAGGGAAACAAAUACUGAUCUCAAAGCCAAGCUGUCUGAAACCAGUGAACUUAAGAUCAAAACUUUGGAGCAGAACAGAACGAUAGAGGAACUCAGUAAGUCUCAAGAGAAAUUGGAAAGAAUGAAAGAAAAAGCUGAGAAACAACUUAGAUCUGCCAAAUCAGAACUACUUUUAAAGGAGCGUAAAGCUACUGAAGAUAAAGAAAAAAACAAAAAUAUGUUAGAAGCAAUUACUAGUGAGAUGAAAGUCCUUAAAACAACCCUUGCAGAACUAGCAAAAAGAGAGAGACAGCUGGCAGAUUUCCGAGAGGUGGUCUCGCGGAUGCUGGGCCUUGACAUUGCCAGCCUUGCUCUUCCUGACUAUGAAAUCAUUUCACGCCUUGAAGGGCUGAUUCACUCCCAUCAGCACCUCUUCUUCCCCUGUGUCUGCCUCAAAGACAUGGCAAGGACCCCAGAGGAGCAGCAAAGAAACAUCCAGCUUCUUCACUGAACGGAGAUGGAACCAAGUAAAAUUUUCUGUUUGCUUCCUUACCUGCUGGACCUCCACAAGAAACAGAUCCCUAUUUCUGCUCCCUAUUCUAGACAACCAUCUAGGGCUGAUUUUUUAGAACUUCAACAGAGAGACUGUUUGGAAUGGGUAGAGUCAAGCCAGCAGCCUGGAGAUGGCAAACAGAAAAUCCUGGGUAGCUUAAUACUUCAGUUAUGAAAAUGGUAGGCAACACAUCAGCAAUGCUCUCAAGUUUCAGUGCAGAGGCAGUGAAGUGAUGGGUCACCCCAGGUCAGCCCACAGUUUUGAGAAGUUACUGCUUCAGUGGCAUUCCUUGUGUUUUACCUCUAGGUGACAAGGAUGAAAUCAAGUAGGGGUUGUUCUUCUGCUGUUCUUCUUGCCACCUGGGACAUCUCUGCAUUUUUACACAUAAGGGCUUCAACACAAUUGUCUGCAAGUUAGAGGAUUAUUUCAAUUUUGGAACAAGAUGGGUUUUUUUUUUUUCUGUUGGCUUCUUUUGUCUGCUUGUAUGGCAAAACAAAAAAAAUCAUUUUUGCAGCAAAGGCUUUCUCACAGGGUCCUGUCAUUUGCCUCAUAUAAAUAUAUUUGGUAAAAUUGAGUGUUGGCCUUGGUCAUGAUGUCUUGAAAAGUUUGCUUCCAGCUGCUGUAUUCCUUGGGCAAUUAAUCCGCAUGGCAAUUCUUCUGAGUUAAUGAAAAAUUAUUUUAGAAUUCUUGUUCACUACAGAAAAUAGCUGAGUGUUUAUUUUCAGAGAAGUGAUGAUGAGGUGUACAGAACUACCUCUUAAUCAUAAAAAACGCUUUCUGAGUGUUGCUAAAAUUCAUGUUUUUAAAAAAGAAAUAUGGACAAUAAAUCUGUUUUAAUAGCACAUUCAAACUUGAUUCUGUGGUUUUAGUCGUCUCUUCCCAUUAUAGGUUUUGUAUGGUUGUGUAGAACAGUAAAGAUGACUUACUUAUUUUUGUCUUGACCACUUGUGGGCUUUCUACAGUAUCUCAGUGAAUGAUGACCCACUCAGUAAAACUGAACACACUAUUUUAAGAAAAAUGACACUUUUUCAAGUAAGAGUGGUAAUUUGGGUAUCUGGCUGGGGACUCAAACCAUGUUUUUAUUUCUUUGGCUUCUGAAGAAUUGUUUCUCAUUGACUUGCUGUAAAAUAAAGAAAUAAACACUCAA
Messenger RNA from Passer domesticus (house sparrow), 4650 nucleotides. RefSeq names its product coiled-coil domain-containing protein 170-like. The record is from RefSeq and is a predicted model, not a curated record. The coding region runs from base 87 to 3461 and encodes 1124 amino acids. NCBI's taxonomy places the organism in Eukaryota, Metazoa, Chordata, Aves, Passeriformes, Passeridae. The transcript has 15 exons.